Trichosporon asahii var. asahii CBS 2479 is the source of this 2949-nucleotide messenger RNA. Its product is annotated as 3-methyl-2-oxobutanoate hydroxymethyltransferase. Gene Ontology annotation, biological process: translation; pantothenate biosynthetic process. Gene Ontology annotation, molecular function: 3-methyl-2-oxobutanoate hydroxymethyltransferase activity; magnesium ion binding; methyltransferase activity. NCBI's taxonomy places the organism in Eukaryota, Fungi, Basidiomycota, Tremellomycetes, Trichosporonales, Trichosporonaceae. The record is from RefSeq and is a predicted model, not a curated record. Gene Ontology annotation, cellular component: mitochondrion. The transcript has 4 exons. Bases 1 to 2949 code for a protein of 982 amino acids.
AUGAUUCCACGGAUACUCGCACGCCCACCGAGGGCGCCGCGGGUGCACGCCGUGUCCAACCCGACUACGACUUUGCUCAGGCGACACUACGCAAAGCCGAAGGAUAAGCAGUCCAUUGUCGACGAGCCGCCACACACCGAGCCGAUCCUCGACCCCAGCUUUGCCGCACUCAUGAACGACGUCAACAUGUCUCUCAAGCGCGCGAAGCAGGGGGAGAAGUCCUACGUCGCCGAGAAGGAUAUCACGCCCGUUCCUGCGUCCGAGCAGCCCGCCGAGGUCGAGGAGGGGGAGGAGGAUGCGCAGGCGCCUCGCCGCCCACCACGCCGGUCCCCGGCCGCGAUGUUCGGAACGAAGAACAUCGGCAUGAUUGUUCUUCCCGACUGGCUAAUCGAGGGUGUUCAGAAUGAGGUCGAGCAGGUCGACAACCGCCGCAUCGUUCGCGAGAAGUAUCUCGAAAUGCUCGAGCCGAAGAAGGAAAAGAGCGACAAGACCAACUCGCGCAACACGGAGCAGCACGCUCUUGCGCGUGCUGCUGCAUUUCUGCCUGCGCAGGCCCGAUCCUCGAGACGACAGACGGCAUUGCCCCGGGACUCUGGUAAGCUCCGACGUGCUCUUACGAAGCUGACCCCCAGGGCUGCGACCGAGGAGCUCGGUGUCGACGCUAUCCGCGAGUUCACUUUGAUUCAGCGCACACGAUGGGGUCUCGCUCUCGCUGAGCGCUUGGCGCAGCCGCUCGCGAUCGAUGUGAACCUGGACGAGAUGGACUUUAAGCGUGACAUUUCGUUCGCUGGUUUACCUCAGCCGCCCCAGGUUGCGAUGAGCACGUUCAUGAUGUCGAUGCUCCCGACUGCGCAGUCUCGUCGCGACCACCUCAAGCAGCUGCUCGAGACGGACGCAGAGCAUAUCGUGGUCGUGGACCGCGGCUCGACCGAGGUGUGGGAGGCGAUGGACGCCGCGCGCACCUUCUUGAUGGAGCACAGCACGCCCGAGCACCCUCUGCACAUCACGGCUCCCUGCCCGCACCAGUUCACCUGUCCCCGCGCCGGCACCCGUGAGGCGUGCAGCUUUAUCCAGAAGGUUCAGCGCCCGCCCUUCCUCCGCCGGACGAAGCACGCGAAGCGUGGCGAAGAGAACAUAACGUACUCGUACCUGAUCAUCUCCCGCGGCGAGCGACCAAAGAGCACAGCGACGGCUGGCCGGUUCGGAGUUGUCGCGGCCGAGCUCGAAGCGAAGAAGAAGGCAAAGGCGACCAAGCGUCCCGAACUUGUUCCCGUCGAAGGCGGGGAGAGUGGUGCGUUCGAGGUUGUCAACACGGCCGCGAUGGAGUACGAGGUCCCGCCGGCCGAGUCCCUCGACGACCCCGCGCUCGUGCAAUCCCUGCGCGAACAGGCAUACUCCUGGCCCCGCCUUAUUGCGCAGCCGAUGAAGCGCUCCGGCCACGUCGUCAUGGACAUGUGCGCGCCCUCGGGUAACCUCGAACGUAGGCGCUACGCCAAGUCAACCGGCAAGCAGGAGUACUACGACGCGCGCCGUACGGCCUGGGGCGAUCUCUUCCCGCACGAGUCGAAGGCGAAGAUCGAGGUCCGCGACCGCGGUAUUAUUCACCUGAAGAAGACGCUGAGCGAGGCGGAGUUGAUCGAGCAGGAGCGCGACAUCAAGCGCAAAGAGAAGGCGAAGCGGGAGGCGGCCAAGCUCGCCGCGAACACGGGCAAGGCCCCUCCCCCUCCCCUGCUUGAGCCCGCUGAGCCAACCCAGUCCGUCUACGCCGAGCCACGCACGGUUAAGGGCAAGAACGGCCUCGCAUUCGAGAGUACAGGUGACCCCGAACUCGAUGCGCUGUACAAGCAGCUGGGCAUUGCGCCCGUCGUCGCCGAGCCCGUCAUGGGCUCUCCCGAGGGCAUGACGGAGGAGGAGGAGAUGGAGCAGGAGCUCGAGCGCAUGUUCGGCACUUUCGACCCGCCCCCCGCCGAACCGGAGCCGAUGCCCACCUCGAAGCGUGGGCGGAGACAGGCCGAGGCGGAGCUGACCGACACAGGCCUGGGUGUCCAGAAACGCUUCAUGUCCGCGCGUCCUGCUGAGCUCAAGGGCCGGCCGAAACUCACCGUCGGCGCGCUGCAGAAGCAGUACGCCUCUGGCACGCCCAUCUCCGUCCUGACCGCAUACGACUACCCGACCUCGCGCCUCUGCGCCGACGCAGAGGUAGACAUCAUCCUCGUCGGCGAUAGCCUGGCGCAGGUCGCGCUCGGAUACCAGUCCACGACGGAGCUGACGCUGUCCGAGAUGUGCCACCACAUCCGGGCCGUGCGGCGCGGCAGUGGCUCGUCCUUCAUUCUGGCCGACAUGCCGUUCGGGUCCUUCGAGGCGAGCGUCGAGGAGGGCGUGAAGAGCGCCGUCGAGCUGGUGAAAGCGGGCGCGGACGCGGUCAAGAUCGAGGGCGGGGCUGAGACGCUCCCCCUCGUCCGCAGGCUGACGUCGUUCGGCAUCGCCGUCAUGCCCCACAUUGGCCUGAUGCCGCAGCGCGCCGCAAGCACGGGUUACAGAGUGCAGGGCAAGCAAGCCUCGGCUGCCCUCGACCUGAUCCAGCUCGCGCGCGACUUUGAGGCCGCCGGCGCCUUUGGAUUGCUCCUCGAGGCGAUUCCGCACCAGCUCGGCGCUCUCAUCACUGCCAAAGUUGGCAUUCCCACCAUCGGCAUUGGAGCGGGUAACCAGACGAGCGGGCAGGUACUCGUUCUCACCGAUCUGCUCGGCACGUACGGGUUCGACGCGGACUGCAAGGCGCCCAAGUUUGUGAGGCUGUAUGCGCAGAGCGGGGAGAAGGAGGCGGACGCCGUGAGGCAGUACAUUGCCGAUGUGCGCGAUCGGAGCUUCCCCAAGACUGGGGAGGAGACUUACACCAUGCCGGAGAAGGAGCUGGGCGAGCUCCGCCGCCUGGUCGACGAAAUGGAUUAA